CCAAAUUGGUUAUCCUUUCCACUUCCUUCUCCUUGAAUAAGAAGCUGUAACUGCAAUUUUGGCCGUAAUGUCAGGACGCGGAAAGCAGGGAGGCAAAGCUCGCGCCAAGGCCAAAUCACGGUCGUCUCGCGCCGGCCUGCAGUUCCCGGUGGGCCGAGUGCACCGGCUGCUGCGCAAGGGCAACUACGCCGAGCGGGUGGGGGCCGGCGCGCCGGUGUACCUGGCGGCGGUGCUGGAGUACCUGACGGCGGAGAUCCUGGAGCUGGCGGGGAACGCGGCCCGAGACAACAAGAAGACGCGCAUCAUCCCUCGCCAUUUGCAGCUAGCCGUGAGAAAUGACGAAGAGCUCAACAAGUUACUUGGGGGUGUCACCAUUGCGCAGGGCGGCGUCCUGCCCAAUAUCCAGGCGGUUUUGUUGCCCAAGAAAACGGAGAGUCACAAGCCUGGCAAGAACAAAUAAUUAGGAAGGUCGAGACCAUCCCCACUAACCCCAAAGGCUCUUUUAAGAGCCACCAAAA
Mustela erminea (ermine) is the source of this 518-nucleotide messenger RNA. RefSeq names its product histone H2A type 2-B. The record is from RefSeq and is a predicted model, not a curated record. Gene Ontology annotation, molecular function: structural constituent of chromatin; DNA binding; protein heterodimerization activity. Lineage: Eukaryota; Metazoa; Chordata; Mammalia; Carnivora; Mustelidae. Gene Ontology annotation, cellular component: nucleosome. The transcript has a single exon. Bases 68 to 460 code for a protein of 130 amino acids.